AUGGCAUCGACACCAGCAUCACCUCUUCUGAAAUUUUCAGUCAGACGUUGCAAGCCCCAAAUAAUUGUGCCAGCAAAGCCAACACUCCAUGACCUGAAAGAGCUCUCAGACAUAGAUGAUCAAGAAGGGUUACGUUUUCAGCUUCCAUUCAUUUUUUUCUAUCGCAGCCAUCCUUCCAUGGAAGACAAGGACCCCGUGAAUAUAAUCAGAGAAGCCAUAGGAAAAGCACUAGUGUUUUACUACCCUUUUGCAGGUAGGCUUAUGGAAGGCCUUAACAGGAAACUUGUAGUCAAUUGAAGUGGUGAAGGGAUCUUGUUCAUUGAAGCGGAUGCAGAUGUUUCAAUGAAUCAGCUAGCUGAUACCAUUCAGCCACCUUAUCCUUAUAUUGAUGAGCUUCUUUACGACGUGCCUGGCUCCUCAUUUAUUCUUGGAUGCCCUCUAUUGUUGAUUCAGGUGACUCGUUUGACAUGUGGGGGAUUUGUGUUUGCAAUCCGUCUAAGUCACCCCAUGAGUGAUUCCUUUGGAUUGGCGAAUUUCUUGAACGCCGUCGGGGAAUUUGCAAGAGGAGCAAGUGCACCAUCCCUUUUGCCUGUUUGGCAAAGAGAGAUUUUGAAUGCUCGGAACCCACCUCGGGUUACCUGUGUGCACCAUGAGUAUGAUGGCAAUAGUACUAAUAUAUCAAUUAUGACUAUGCACCAAGAUAACAAUAUGGUCCAUCGUUCAUUCUUUUUUGGUCCCAAAGAAUUAAAAUCAAUUCGAAAACAUAUUCCUCCACCCCAUAAAAAAUGCUCAAAUUUCGAAGUGAUUGUUUCAUUUUUAUGGAGAUCUCGGACAAUAGCACUUCAACUUGACCCCAAUGAGGUGGUUCGUCUGUCAUGCACGAAUAGCAUACCUGGUAAGCCAGGCAAACUACAACUUCCUCUUGGAUACUACGGCAAUGCUUUUGCUUUUCCAACAGCAAUUUCAAAGGCUGGACUCCUGUGUCAAAGCCCUUUAGGAUAUGCACUCGAGUUGGUGAGGAGACAAAAAACCCAAAUGAAUGAAGAGUACAUAAAAUCAGUGGCCGAUCUUAUGGUGUUGAAAGGGAGACCACACAUCACAUCAAUUUGGAACUUCAUUGUUGCUGAUGUAAGUCGUGCAGGGCUUGGAGAUGUUGAUUUUGGAUGGGGAAAGCCCAUUUAUGGUGGACCAACUGGGGCCAUACCUUAUAUUAUUAGCAUUUUGGGUCGAUUUAAAAAUAGUAAAGGAGAAGAUGGUAUCGUCAUCCCUAUAUGGUUGCCACAACCAAUUAUGGGCAGGUUUGAACAAGAGUACUCGAAAAUAAUCCAAAAACCUAAUGAUGAUUUGAAUGGCAUCAAGAACACAAAGAUAUUCUCAUCCAUGCUUUAA
Populus trichocarpa (black cottonwood) is the source of this 1389-nucleotide messenger RNA. Its product is annotated as methanol O-anthraniloyltransferase. Lineage: Eukaryota; Viridiplantae; Streptophyta; Magnoliopsida; Malpighiales; Salicaceae. The transcript is spliced from 2 exons. The record is from RefSeq and is a predicted model, not a curated record. Gene Ontology annotation, molecular function: acyltransferase activity, transferring groups other than amino-acyl groups.